Molecule: messenger RNA, 2884 nt
Organism: Acipenser ruthenus (sterlet)
Lineage: Eukaryota; Metazoa; Chordata; Actinopteri; Acipenseriformes; Acipenseridae
Product: nuclear receptor subfamily 0 group B member 1-like
Exons: 2
Coding region: 87-866 (259 amino acids)
Biological process (GO): negative regulation of transcription by RNA polymerase II
Cellular component (GO): cytoplasm; nucleus
Molecular function (GO): transcription factor binding; transcription corepressor activity
Source: RefSeq, a predicted model, not a curated record
UAUAAAUAUCUUCUACUUGUCAGACUCACACAACUAAGAGACACCAGCAUCAAAACACUGUAAAAACGGGAGCUUGUAAUAACACUAUGGCUUGCUAUGACGGCUGUCAGUGCAGCAAUGACAGGAAGCAAAGCAGUAUCCUCUACAGCAUUUUAAAGAACGACAACCACGCGCAACUACGCAGACAUCAGGGGACCAUCCAGCGAGGUUGUCCCUGUGGGUCAAAAAAGAAAGUAGCCCUGAGAUUCCCGCAGGUGACCUGCAAAACUGCCUCUGCUGUUUUAGGAAAGACGCUGAAGUUUAUGAAGAACUUGCCUUGUUUUCAGGAACUACCAGUGCAUGAUCAGCUGGCUUUGGUCAGGAGUUGCUGGGCUCCGCUUUUAAUGCUUGGUCUGGCACAGGACAGAGUUGACUUUGAGACCACGGAGGCCCCAGAGCCCAGUAUGUUACAGAGGAUUUUAACUAGCGGGCAGGAGAAGCCAGGAGACACGCACCGGCAAAAUGAUCAACAGCUUUCAACGACAGAGAUCCAGGGCAUUAAAGCCUUUCUAGAAAAGUGUUGGGCGCUGGAUAUAAGUACCAAGGAAUAUGCUUACCUGAAAGGGGCCGUUCUUUUUAAUCCAGAUCUACCAGGGCUGCACUGUCUACAUUAUAUCCACUGUCUACAAAGUGAAGCUCAGCAAGCACUAAACAAAUAUGUAAAGAUUAUUCACAGAGAAGACCUUACAAGAUUUGCCAAACUGAUGAUUGCACUUUCCAUGCUGAGACCCAUUAAUGCAAAUGUCAUUGCAGAACUGUUCUUUAGACCCAUCAUUGGUGCAGUCAACAUGGAUGACCUAUUGCUGGAGGUGUUCUAUGCCAAAUAACAGCAUUAUUACUGAACGAUAAUGUACACUUAAAAACAACUGUAACCUAUCUUAAAAUGAACACAGUAACGUUUUGAUGAAGGUAUACAGAAAAACAGUUUGUGUUCAAAGACAGCACAGUUGUGCUACAACACAAUCAAUGCUGUCUUUAACCAAGAAUUUAUAACAAACAGUGUUUAUCGCUUAAUCCAAAUAUUUCUGGGACAGAUCUAUUAAGAACUUUAAGUUCAAUUUGCACAGGUUUUUUUUGUGAAAAAAAAGUUACAGACCUGUGACAAAAUUAGCAAUUUGAAGUAAAAUAAUUCUGUGUCCAUUUUCAUAGGUUUUUACAUUGAAAUGGGGGUAUAUUCACUUCAAAUAACUGUGCAUUGCUUAACUUAUUUGUUUUUAAACAUACAUUAUUUUUGUAUAAGUUACAUAAUAAUAAAUAAAACUAUUCUUGAUUUUUAGUCAUUUGCAGUGUAUUUGUAAAACACGAAUCUCUAAAUAUUUGGUCUAAAUGGAAAAACAAACUGAUCAUUUUAGAAACCAUGCAGCUGUCACUUACUAUGUAGUCAAGCAGCUGUCAUGCCUACAUUUAGUCCCUGGCAAUACUCCCUCCUUGACGGUAAACAUUGAAUCAAUCACAUUGAAUGGCUGCAGCGAGUGGCCAUUUUUUAUUAUUGCUAUUAAGAUUUGUUGUAUUUGAAAUGUUCAUAUCCACAAGUUUCUUUUAUUAAUGCGUGUGGGUUACUGUUAGUGCAGAACCAUAUGGUUUCUUUCUCUGGAAUCCUGUGUGUAAGUUAUAUAAGUAACCAACAUCACAUUCUGAAGUACAGAGGUUUUAUAUAACAGCUCCAGUAGAACACCAAAGGGUUCUAACACAACAUUUAUGCAACAUUUAUGUUUGUAUAAGCAAAUUCCAUUAAGUUUUAACUUAACAGCUACUUACUGUGUUAACUCCUUUCUUCUCAUUAUAAACCCUCUUAGCCAAUGAAAGCCUACAAUUCACAAACAUUUUAUUAUUUGUUUAUUUAGCAGACAUUUCACAUCUUAGUGUCAGCUGACUGCAAUUCUAGUGCUCAUCACCCAAAGUGUGAAUCCAAUUUUUCUCACCCCCUACCUCACCUAACCCCGCCCCUUACAAUGCAGAAUCAGGGCCAACGAUAGCCCUUGCGCUGUACUAUUGCUGAGUUUGAUACCAAAAAAUGACUCAGCUAUGUAUUUUUAGUAAUGUUACUACCGUAUUCCUGAGAAACAAAUGGGGCUGCUGCAGGGUUUGAUUUAAUCCAGGCCACAGUAAACUGUAUUUACCCUAUUUUGAAUCAAGUGCCAGUGUCUAUUUUCUGAAAGGAUUGACAUAAUUGUAGCAGUAAAUAAAAUAACACGAACAGUUACAUCACUGUUAUGAGUAGUUUUCUGACAGUUUUACAACUGAAAUUAUGGUAACACUUUAUUUGAAUUGGAUGUCGUGUAACACUUUUAUCAGGCUACAUAACAUAGUAUAACUAUAUGCAUAAUUCUCCAUCAUCACUUUGAAACCUGCCAAUAAUGUGCAUAUAAGUAUUCAUAACAUGUUGACAUAACAUUUGUUAGAAACCAAAAGCACAGUACUGUAAUUGAACAUGUCUGUGACUCAUUGGUCUUAGCACUAUUACAGGCAUUUUUCAGAUACUGAUUAUAAAAUAAUGAAAAUUUUUUUUGCAGCGUUAUAGUAACAAAAGGUUAUAUUUCAUGGCAUCAAUAUUUUCUGACACAUAUCGCCAACACUGAUUCAUAGAGAAGGCAUUGCAGUUCCUUUUCCAAAUCUGUACUUUAAACCCUACUCCAUUUAACCUGAUUCGCUGCAACAUCUUAAAAGAUUACAACAUUCAAUGUGACCCAACCAGGGAAGUCGUUCUGUGUUCAUUGUUACAUGUUGUUACAUUGAAAUGGAGGUAUAUUCACUUCAAAGAACUCUGCAUUAGCUAAUUUGGUUUUAAAAUACAUUAUUUUUGUACAACUUAAAUAAUAAUAAAGAAAACUAUUCUUGAUCUUUA